Messenger RNA from Dovyalis caffra, 1002 nucleotides. The record is from the annotation of a GenBank genome assembly. Lineage: Eukaryota; Viridiplantae; Streptophyta; Magnoliopsida; Malpighiales; Salicaceae.
AUGGCAGAAGCACCAAGAACAACUCCUCGCCUCUCAUUAAAGGCCAGGCUCCUCCUCGCCGCCCACUCUUUCGGGGUGCGGGCUGCAACCCGUUCCGACCACACCCUAAACCGCAGCCUAGUGAACAUCUUCGAUCCCAAAGCCUCUGCUUCCGCCAAACCAAUCAAUGGAGUCUCCUCUUUCGACACCAGUAUCGACCCCACCCGCAACCUGUGGUUCCGCCUCUACGCCCCAACAUCCACAGCCACCACCGCUGCUUUGCCUGUGAUCAUAUAUUUUCAUGGUGGGGGCUUCGCGUUCAUGGCAGCGAACUCAAAAAGCUUUGACGUACUCUGCAGGCGACUUGCAAGCGAAGUUAAUGCAGUUGUUAUCUCGGUAAAUUAUCGGCUUGCUCCCGAGCAUAGGUAUCCAUGUCAGUACGAGGAUGGCUUUGAUGCAUUGAAAUAUAUUGAUGGCAUGAGCUUUGAGAAAUUCUCGACAAAUUUGGACCUUGGAAAGUGUUUUAUAGCAGGGGACAGUGCUGGAGGGAACUUGGCUCAUCAUGUGGUGCUCAAAGCUAGUGAACACGCAUUUUCUAACAUGAAAAUUUUGGGACUUAUAGCGAUGCAGCCAUUUUUCGGAGGGGAAGAAAGGACAGAAUCAGAAAUCAAGCUUGUUGGGGUUCCUAUAAUAUCAGUGGAGCGUACAGACUGGAUGUGGAAGGCCUUUUUACCGGAGGGAUCGAACCGAGACCACCAGGCGGUUAAUGUUUCCGGACCAAAUGCGGUGGAUAUUUCAGGUUUGAAGUUUCCUGCUACGCUAAUUUUUGUGGGAGGGUUUGAUCCCUUGCAAGAUUGGCAAAAGAGGUACUGUGAGUGGCUGAAGAGGGCUGGAAAAGAAGUGCAUUUGGUUGAGUAUCCAAAUGCGUUUCAUGCAUUUUAUUGCGUACCUGAAUCACCUGAAUCUUCUUUGUUGAUCGGUGAGGUGAAGAAUUUUGUGGAAAAGCAGUCAGCUCUUGCAUAG